Molecule: messenger RNA, 3665 nt
Organism: Hemibagrus wyckioides
Lineage: Eukaryota; Metazoa; Chordata; Actinopteri; Siluriformes; Bagridae
Gene: slc22a23b
Product: solute carrier family 22 member 23
Exons: 9
Coding region: 737-2665 (642 amino acids)
Biological process (GO): transmembrane transport
Cellular component (GO): membrane
Molecular function (GO): transmembrane transporter activity
Source: RefSeq, a predicted model, not a curated record
UGCACAAAGGGUCUUUGUUGCUCCUCGAUCCAAUCACACACCGCGGGUAGAUCGCCAUGAGUGUCUCAGCCAAUCAGAAGGCGCGGGGAGACUGUGGAGAAAGGCGUUUCAUUUGGAUGCUGCGAGCGUGCGCGCGCGCUGACCGACUAUGUGUGAAGAAUUCAUCCCCGGCGAAAAAUGGUCGCGUAGCCUGGUACCACGCGUACAAGCAAACACCAAUCUGGACUGAGUGGCCAUCACGUAAAGCUGCAUUUCCCAAGCCGAACGCCGAAAUAUCUCAACGCGCCGGACACCGAGGCACGAUGUAAUAAUACUACCACUAAUAAAAAAUCGACAGUUCAGGGAUGGGUCGCAGAGCCACGCCUGCCCGAGAUCUGCGCAUAAACAGGUAUGUUACCUGUGGACCUCGGGGACUUAAGGUUUAUCAACACAUGCUGUCCUUGUGUAAGGGUUUGGCGUGCAGCGGAUCCAGCCGCGCGAUGGCAUGAUCACCUGGAGGAUCCACAAAGGCGACGGACGGCAUGUCGAUCACCCGAAAUGCUCGAUUCACGCGGAUGACAACACGGCCGUAUCUGCCACAUUCAUACUAUCAAACCAAACUGGCUUCUCCCCUGCACUGGAUUUAGUCUGCUUUUGGGAUCUUUUCUGCAGCCGGUUUAAGCGCUUGAGUGUCGGCGUACUGGAUCUCAGACAAAGAGCGUGCACAGAGUGGAUGUGAGAACACGGAGAAACCGUUAUGGCCUCUCUUCGCUUGCACGGAUUGGAUCAGCUGCCCGAAAACGGCAGUGUAUCGCGAACACCGGAGUCUCACAGCCCGAAGCUGCUCUCUCAGGUGGACACCGCCGUGCUGCCGUUCCUCGGGGGCUUCGGUCGCUUUCAGAAGCGUCUUGUGGCUCUGACAUGGCUCCCUGCGUUGCUCAUCGCUUUCGGUCAGUUUUCGGAUUAUUUUCUUCUCGCGCAGCCCGACAGCACGUGCGUCCAACCGAGCGAUCAUGCAAGAAACGGGAGCGGCGUGAGCGCGAGCGCGAGCCCGAGCCCCUUGCCGCCGGGUCUGUUCGGUAAUGCGACGCGCGCUGAGAGCAGCAGCAGCAGCGCGCGGUGCAAAUGCGCCGAACCGAGGUUUGAGCUCCAGCUAGGACUGCAGCAGAAUGUGGUCACUAAGUGGCAGCUGGUGUGUGACGAGGAGUGGAAGGUCCACAUCGCCAAGUUCUCGCUGCUGGUGGGCUCCAUAUUUGGUUAUCUGCUUAUGGGGGCUAUGGCGGACUGGAUAGGUCGUAUUCCGGUGCUGCUUGUCUCGGUGUUGUCUGUGCUCGUGUUUGGCUUGUGUGUGGCCUUCUCUGUGGACAUGGCCAUGUUUAGUACUCUGCGCUUCUUUCAGGGCUUUUGCCUCGCUGCCAUCAGACUCUCCCUCUAUGUGCUGAGGAUUGAGCUGUGUUUGCCUGCUUGGCGCUUCUCCAUGACGAUGGUUGCCAGCCUGGUGGUGGUGGGAGGGCAGCUGCUGAUGCCAGGGUUGGCAGCGCUGUGCCGCGAUUGGCAGGUUCUUCAGGUCCUCAUCAUUGUUCCCUUCGUCCUAAUGCUUCCUUACAUUUGGGUUUUUCCUGAGUCUCUGCGCUGGUUGUUGGCCACACAGCACUAUCACAGAGCCAAGAGGCAAAUGUACUCAAUCGCCCGAAGUAACAAGGUGGACACUGCGACUGACCCUAACGGAAUCCUCACAGAGCUGGAGCGUGAGCUGGAGCAGAAACCCAGAACUUCCUGUAUCACACAGCUGAGGAGCACACGAAACCUGUGGAAGAGCACUGUAGUGCUGUGUGUCAACUCGCUGACAGGUUAUGGUAUCCAUCACUGUUUUGCACGCAGUGUUCUGGAGGGCAGCACCUCUCACCUGCACUAUUUCGCUCUGGCGGGCAUCGCUAUGGCCUCGUGUUUGGUGCUGUGUCCGGUGGUGGCGGCGUUCGGCAGACGAGGCGGCCUCCUCACCUUCAUGAUCAUCACAGCGCUCGCCUCGUUACUGCAGCUCGGCCUCCUCAGCCUAAUCGGAAAAUACAGUCUCCGGCACAAUAUAGGUAAGAUUAAUCAAUCUUCUAACACACACCCACACAUUCUCACACACACAUAUACAGGCUCUCUCAAUGGAUCCAUGCCCAGAUAUUUAAAGUUGUUGUGUAUAAUAUCAGUUCUCAGGGACACGUUAAAUCAGCGGUUCUCUGUGGCGUUCUCCAUCAUUGGAAUGUUCUCGUCUCACGCCGUCAGCACUCUGAGUAUCUUCUACUGCACAGAGAUCACACCAACUGUCAUCAGGGGCGGAGGUGUAGGCUUGGUCCUGGCUAGCGCAGGGUUCGGCAUACUAACUGCUCCACUUAUGGAACUUCACAACCAGAAAGGCUUCUUCCUCCACCACGUCAUCCUCACAUGCUGCACUCUCCUCUGCAUCAUUUGCAUUCCACUGCUGCCCGAGACCACCGGCCAACCGCUGCCCGAAUCUCUGGCAGAAGGGGAGGGGCUUUUGCGCAGGCCCCUCCUCCCUGGAGAGCAGCACCACCUCCUUGCCAGACAAGAGGUCAGGGAGUACUCUCGCGUCCAGGACACGCCUCUUCAUCAGGUCGUCAAUCCCAGCAACACCACAGCACCCAGUAACAGCACAGUGAACGGAGUGAGGACUUGACCGCGUACAUGCUCGCGUGAAUCCAAGCCAGCACAGGCCAUAUGAAGAACAGCUGCAGUGAUCUGAUUGGCCCGCAUCAUGAGGUUACAAGCGCUGAGAAUUUCUUACAGCGAUUUUAACCGGUGAAUGAUGUCAAACUACUGAAUUCUCAUAAUAUAUCAAACCUCUUAAUCCAGGAGGGAUGGAUGUGGUGUUGUGAAAAAUGAAUAUCGACGUAAUUUCAUUCUAUUUUUCAAAACAAACCACUAAGUUCAGGCUGAUGUCGGCAAAAAACCGUCUCGCAGUUUUUAGCUUUUCUAUAGUUUUGUACUACACCCAGGAAAAAAAAAAGAGAAAACAAUCAUGUUAAGCUUAAUUUCUUAUGCAUGUGAGUAGACUCAUGCAUGUGUGUGUGUGUGUGUGUGUGUGUGUGUGUGUAAAGAACAACAGACCUGAUUAUGGAUAAUGACGUUUUGGAAAAGACAAAAAAAUAAAUAAAGCAGGCUGAAUCCGUAGCUUUAGUCGUCUGAAAACAUCUUGGCGUUAAGAUCGUGUUUUAUUUCACAGAGAUCGAUUAAACCUAGAACGAUCUGGCGCAGGUCUGUAGAACGUGUGUGUGUGUGUGAAUAAGUUUUUACACUCGUCGUUUCCGUACGGAAAUGAAAAACAGGGCAGAGCACAGACACUGUAAGGGCCGCUGACUCGGCUGCUCAGUAUUUCCUGUUCUAAAUGUUUUUGGGCAGUAUAUUAUCUGUGGCUUAAUAAAUUUUCUUUUUUUCCCGAACUACUGAAUAUGAGAAUGUAAAAUGUUUUUAAUCGUUCUUGAGAUUAGUUUGUUGAUGGCACAAAAUAUGCAAAAAAAAAAAAAAACCCCAAACAAACACAAAAAACUGUUUUGUGCUCAAUGUUUUUUGUUUUUUUUUCCCUGUCCAAAAUGGAUCUACUGUAUAACUGGCCUUAGAUUGUGACUGAUAAUCGGAGAUCUAAAUUUGAUUGAUAUCUAAGAUUAAAAAAAUUUUUU